This is a messenger RNA of Candidozyma auris, 1887 nucleotides long. It is a transcript of the gene MAE1, whose product is annotated as malate dehydrogenase (oxaloacetate-decarboxylating). The transcript has a single exon. The record is from RefSeq and is a predicted model, not a curated record. Gene Ontology annotation, cellular component: mitochondrion. Gene Ontology annotation, biological process: malate metabolic process; pyruvate metabolic process. Lineage: Eukaryota; Fungi; Ascomycota; Pichiomycetes; Serinales; Metschnikowiaceae. Gene Ontology annotation, molecular function: malate dehydrogenase (decarboxylating) (NAD+) activity; NAD binding. Bases 1 to 1887 code for a protein of 628 amino acids.
AUGCCCAUAAGAGCGCCCCGUUCCUCGUCUCUUCGCUUCAGGGUCUCAUGUCGCUUCAAUUCCACAGAAUGCUCGUCCAUUCACACCCACACCAUCAAGACACCCGUGGGUAUCAAGGCAGCUAUUGCCGCGUUGAAACCGAAAACGACCCGUCUUUCAAUUGAGGGCCCGAUCGAGUGCAACUUGUCUGGGUUUCAGUUGCUCAAUUCCCCCUUGUUCAACAAGGGCUCUGCCUUCACACGCGAGGAGCGUGAGGCAUUUGACCUAAUCGGCUUGCUUCCUUGUCAGAUCAAUACCCUAGAUGAGCAAGUCGAUAGAGCAUAUGCUCAGUUCCAGUACUUAAAGAGCCCCUUGGCUAAAAACGAUUUCUUGGUGUCGAUGAGAACUCAAAAUAAGGUGCUAUACUAUGAGUUGGUUAGAAGACACAUCAGAGAGAUGUUGCCUAUCAUAUAUACCCCUACCGAGGGUGAUGCUAUUGCUGCCUACUCUCACAGGUUCAGAAAACCCGAGGGGUGUUUCUUGGACAUCACAGACCCGGACUCCAUAGAUAGACGCUUGGCAUUGUAUGGAGAAGACAAGGACAUCGACUAUAUUGUUGUGUCCGACGGAGAAGGCAUUUUGGGUAUAGGUGACCAGGGUGUGGGAGGUAUUCGUAUUACCAUUGCCAAGUUGGGUUUGAUGACUCUAUGUGGUGGUAUUCAUCCCGGAAGAGUUCUUCCUGUGGUUUUGGACGUGGGCACGAAUAACAAGGAACUUCAGCACGACGAAUUGUACAUGGGCAACAAGUUUGACCGUGUAAGAGGUGAGCAGUACUGGGAAUUUGUCGACAAGUUUAUCACCGCUGUUAAAAACAGAUUUCCUUCUGCCGUUUUGCACUAUGAGGACUUCGGCGUUUCCACAGGCCGGAAAAUGUUGCAUAAGUAUAGAGACGCAUUGCCGUCGUUCAACGACGAUAUCCAGGGCACUGGUGCUGUUGUGAUGGCCUCAAUAACGGCCGCCCUCAAGUUUAGCAGACGCGAGUUGCUCGAUACCAAAGUAUUAAUUUACGGCGCUGGUUCGGCUGGAUUGGGUGUUGCCGACCAGAUUGUAAACCACAUGGUCUCGCAUGGCUCGACUGUCGAGGAUGCCUGCAAUAAGAUUACUAUCAUGGAUCGUCGUGGUGUCGUUCUCCAGUCUUUUGAUGACUCCACCGAGGGUCAGAAGCGCUAUGCGGACCCUGAUUCCAUUUGGGAGGGUGUCAACACUAGAUCCUUAAAGGACGUGGUGAGCAAGGUGAAACCAACUGUGUUAGUCGGAUGCUCUACGCAAGCGGGUGCAUUUACUGAGGAGGUCAUCAAAGAGAUGUACAAACACAACCCACAACCAAUUGUGUUCCCACUUUCCAAUCCUACUCGGUUGCACGAGGCUUUCCCUGUCGACAUCAUGAAGUGGACAGAAGACAAUGCCUUGAUCGCCACCGGGUCUCCUUUCAAGCCUGUCAAUGGCUAUGCCAUCUCUGAAAACAACAAUUGUUUCACAUUCCCUGGUAUCGGAUUAGGUGCUGUUCUUUCAAGGUGUACUACCAUCACGGAUACUAUGAUAUCUGCCGGUGUUGACUGCUUGGCGCUGUUGUCCCCCAAAAUGGCUAACCCAAAGAACGGUUUGCUUCCCCCACUUGAGGAGAUUGACGAGGUCUCUGCCCACGUUGCCACAGCUAUCAUCUUGCAGAGUCUUAAAGAAGGCACUGCCCGUGUGGAGAGUGAAAAGAAGCCAGACGGUGGUUUUGUCCAGGUUCCUAGGGAGUUCAACAAAUGUUUGAAAUGGGUUCAGUCGCAAAUGUGGAAGCCCAUAUAUAGACCGCUAGUCAAGGUCCAGCAUGUUCCAGAGGUCCACACGCACCAGCUCUAG